Magnolia sinica is the source of this 3328-nucleotide messenger RNA. Its product is annotated as ubiquitin C-terminal hydrolase 22. Gene Ontology annotation, molecular function: cysteine-type deubiquitinase activity; zinc ion binding. Gene Ontology annotation, biological process: protein deubiquitination. The transcript is spliced from 3 exons. Lineage: Eukaryota; Viridiplantae; Streptophyta; Magnoliopsida; Magnoliales; Magnoliaceae. The record is from RefSeq and is a predicted model, not a curated record. The coding region runs from base 453 to 2141 and encodes 562 amino acids.
GCCACUAAAAUCAUAAAAUGAACGGUCAGGAUUGAUUGCCACUGGCCACAAUCCAACCAUACAAAACAGUGCAUACACCAAAUUUCAGUAUAUAAUAGCUGAUCUUAAGAUCAAACAGUAGAUUUAUUACCCCACAAAAACAGAGGAAUCAAACACUCCAAAAUAAAAAAUAAAUAAAAAAGAAAUAUAAAGCGAGAAAAGACCAGGAGAAAAACACAAGUCGGUCUCUACGAAGUUACCUCACAAAAUCCAAUUCCCAAACGCCAGAAAAAUCCCACCUUUCAUGCUCUGAUCUUCCUCUCUCCUUCAAAUCAGCCCAAAUCAUCUGAAAAAGUAACAACUACCAUCUCCCCAAACCACCCCAAGUGCCCAAAAAUCCAAUAUCAAUUGAAAUCUGGGGGCUUUUUCUGAAAUUUUCCCAAAUCACAAUCCAAUUUCGGUGCCAUCCAAACAUGUCCACUUACACCAAUCCGAAGCCCUGCUCCCACCUUGCGGAUUACAAGCAGAAACAUGGCCAGAAAGGCUACAAUUCCCUCCAAAAAAGCCUCAAGACCACUCCAAAUGGGAGAACAGCCAUUAACAGAGAGAAAUCUCAGAUACCCAGAUGCUGUUUUUGCUCUGGGAAUCAGGGCAGAUUGUAUUUCUGCCUGAUCUGCUCCUCCGUCUCAUGCUUUUCCCCGCCCACCUCCAACCACGCCCUUUUGCAUUCUCAGUCGGAGGCCGGCCACGAUAUAUCCGUUGACAUGGAGCGUGCUGAGCUGUUCUGCUGCGCAUGCUGCGAUCAGGUCUACGACCCCGAUUUCGACAUGGCGGUCAUGUCCAAACAGAUCAUGGGGCUGCCGAAGGACGGCGUCGUCAAGGUGGGCCGUGGGCGUUCGAAUUCCAGCAAGAAGAGUAAAGGUGUUCCUGACCGUUGGAACUCGAAGGAGCUGCUGACCUUGAAGAUGGGCCGUGGGGGAUCGGGGUCGUGCUUCCCGAUGGGUUUGAGGGGGCUGAACAAUCUCGGCAACACAUGCUUCAUGAAUUCAGUCUUGCAAGCGUUGCUCCACACGCCGCCGUUGCGGAAUUACUUCCUUGGCAACAGACAUAACCGCCAGAUCUGCCAGAAGAGAUCGGCUGCUGAUCGGCUGUGCCUGGCUUGUGACAUCGAUGUGAUCUUUGCAGCCGUUUUCUCGGGUGAUCGGACACCGUACAGCCCGGCCCGCUUUCUAUACAGUUGGUGGCAGCAUGCGGCAAACCUCGCCAGUUAUGAGCAGCAGGACGCUCAUGAGUUUUUCAUUUCAAUGCUUGAUAGGAUUCAUGAGAAAGAGGAGCGAUCAAGCCCCCAAAGCAAAGGUAGUGGAGAUUGCCAUUGCAUUGCUCAUAGAGCAUUCUCUGGGUCCUUGAGAUCGGACGUCACAUGUACAGUCUGUGGAUUCACUUCCACUACUUACGAUCCCUGUGUGGACAUCUCUCUCGACUUGGAGCUGAGAGGUGGCCACAGGGUCACUCUCGAAAAGUCGAACAAAUCGAGCAAAAACAUGGGAAUCUCCACUCUCAUCGGCUGCUUGGACCUCUUCACAAGACCUGAGAAGCUGGGUUCUGACCAGAAAUUGUAUUGCCGGCACUGUCAAGUAAUGCAGGACUCGUUGAAGCAAAUGUCGAUCAGACGUCUCCCGUUGGUAUUGUGCUUCCAUAUAAAGAGAUUCGAGCACUCGCCAAUAAGGAAAAUGUCAAAAAAGAUCGACCAAUAUUUGCAAUUCCCAUUCUCGUUGGACAUGACACCGUAUCUAUCGUCUUCUAUCAUAAGGAACAGGUUCGGCAACCGGAUUUUUGCUUUUGAGGGGGACGAGUCGGACAUGUCAACGGAAUUGUGUUCGGAGUUCGAACUAUUCGCCGUGGUUACACACACCGGGAAGCUUGAAUCGGGCCACUAUGUGACUUAUCUGCGUCUACAAAAUCAAUGGUACAAAUGCGAUGAUGCGUGGAUUACCCAAGUCAGCGAACGGGUCGUAAGGGCUUCACAAGGCUACAUGAUGUAUUAUGUGCAGAAGGUGCUUUAUCACAAAGCAAGCGAUGACUUGAAUUGCCUUCCAUUGUCCCCGCGAGAGCGGAGUCAUUCGGUGAGAGAACCGUUCCUUUCAACUUCUGGGUGUUGCUGAGGAGAAUCUGAAUGGGAACUUUGGACGGUGAUGAAAUGCAAUUUCUUUCGCUUCUGCUAAAGAAGAAUGCUUGAAGAUUGAGGAACGGUUGAUUUGAAGAAGAAAUGCGAAGGUUACCAGUGGGAGUAGGAUUUCAAAUCCCACUCACCCCACAGGUGCCAAUGUCCAUGUGUGUAUGAGAUCCAGGCCGUUCGUCAUGUGGGUCCCACUGUACACGGUCUGACCUGAUAAUCAGGCUGGUCUGCUUAUCAGAUGAGAGUUAAAAUGGGUUGACCAGGAGUUUGCAUUUGAUGUACAUUUGACUUGCAGCCUGUGUUUCAGGUCCGGCCACAUACACAAGGUGGCCCACUCGACGAACGGUUUUGACCUCACACACACAUUGGCAGGUGUGGCCGUGUGGGGAGGGCAGGAUUUGAAACCCAGCCAUGGCGGGUCUCAACCAGUUCGAUUUGGUUAUAAUUUCAUGCUGGUUACAGAUUCUGAGUUACUCUUCGCACACAAGACAGGCUUCGAGCAUUGGGACCCGAUAAAAUGAGAUAUGGGACCCACUUCAGAACUUCUCCGUCCUCCUGGUAGCACACCAUCUUGUUCAGCGAUGAAUCAUAAUCAAUGCAUUUCUACUGCUGAAUUCUUUCCGCUGCCCGCAUUAUAAUAAAUAAACAAGAUUGGAGACGCAUGGAGAUUCAUGGUUUCCAAUCCAGAGCACCCUGUUAUAAUAAAAUCAACAGCUAUGCUUCAUUUGGGUGUGACUCAAAAACAGGCAUGGACCAUCCCGGGCAGCGAUCCGUGCGUUAUGGGCUUCUUCGUCUUGGGAUUUACCGCAACGCAAUCAAGAUCGAUGUAAGCAAAGGUACUUCCUCUCUAAAAUUUUAUUUUGAUGAGAGUUACAUUUUGCAUAACCUUCUGUGUUUUUCUGAGAGGGUUGAACGGGAACUUAUUUCAACGCAUUCUUGCUUCUUUGUGUACAUAAUACGUCCCAAUAUUUGAGUUUGAUGGAACGCAGAAUCUAAUAUCUCGAAUGAUAUAAUCCAGGAAAAAAAAAAUCUAAUUGAAUUGCUAAUGAUGAAUGAUUUCUGUCUUCGAGUAGAUUCAUCGACAACAGGAAGCUUUCCAAGUUUACUACUAUAUUUAUGGUUUUAAGACUCGGGCUCGUCCUUGGAUUCAAUACUAAGCCAAUGUGCUUCAAU